Molecule: messenger RNA, 642 nt
Organism: Papaver somniferum (opium poppy)
Lineage: Eukaryota; Viridiplantae; Streptophyta; Magnoliopsida; Ranunculales; Papaveraceae
Exons: 1
Coding region: 1-642 (213 amino acids)
Source: RefSeq, a predicted model, not a curated record
AUGAUCCAUAAGCUGAUCGAUGCCGGCGAUCUCAAGAAAUAUAUUCAGAAGGCAGAGACCAAUGAUAAGGCCAAACGAAACAAACAAGUUCAACUAUCUGAAGGUAACCGGACACUCAACAUUAUUUCCUUCUCUGAGCCCGAUGGCCCUUCACUGACUGCACAAAUAGGGAAAAGAUUAAGAAAACAAUUCGAGGACUAUUACGAGCUGUACAAGAUCGAUGGAGUAGAAGUUGAUGAACACGAGGAUUGGAUGGACGCGCCAAUGAUAUUCGACGCAGAUGAUGUCGAAGAAGAUAUGGAUGAUCAUAACGAUCCCUUGGUUCUCACAUUACCAGUGGCAGGAUGCAAUGUCAAGAAUAUUUUUAUUGACGGGGGAAACUCAUUCAAUGUGUUAUUUUACGAUACGUUCAAGCGAAUGGAGUUAAAUGAUGAACAAUUGAUGUCUUCUUACUUCACCAUCUACGGAUUCGAUGGUUCCCCAACAAAUCCCUUAGGGGACAUUGAGUUAGAAGUAAAGGCCGGACCGAUGAAGGUCAACGCACUAUUCAGCGUGGUAGACACCCCAUCCCCCUAUAAUGCUAUUAUCGGCCGAAAAUGGGUGCACAAACUCAAAGGAGUAGCGGCAACAUAUCAACAAUAA